GCGGGAGGAAAGGCUCGGGAGCCCGUGGUAGGGAAGUUCCCUCGGCGGCCUCGCGGGGAGCAGUUCUAGGGAGUGGAAUCACCCGCUAGGCUCCGGAGGGGCGGUACCCAGCCCGGAAGAACCCUGCGGCGGCACAGAAGUGCCGGCAGGGGGCGCGGGCUGCCGGGCCACCCCCGGGGGCUAAAGGCCGGUGGUCCCUCCCAGCUCUGGUGUGCGGCGUCGCCGCGCCGCCCGAUCCCCUGCCCCCCCACUCUCACCUCGUCACCUCCCCCGCCCAGUCGGCGGGCCUCUGAGGUGCGCGGCGCAGGCGCGGAGCGAGGUGGCAUUUUUUACCAUCUGUGAAAAUUUCCCUGUAGUUCAUUUCUCCUCACUACAGUGUUAAGAAUUAUACCAAAUUGCAAAGAUAUGAAUGAAUAUCCUAAAAAAAGAAAAAGGAAGACAUUACACCCUUCUCGUUACUCAGAUUCCUCUGGAAUAAGCAGAAUUGCAGAUGGAUUCAAUGGAAUUUUUUCUGAUCAUUGUUACAGUGUUUGUUCUAUGAGACAACCGGACUUAAAAUACUUUGACAACAAAGUGGCAAGGAAUUGGUGGAAAAUCAAGACUGACCCAGAGCUGGGAGCAUUUAUGAUGAAAGAUGAUGAUUCUGAUACAGAGACAUCAAAUGACUUGCCAAAAUUUACAGAUGGAAUCAAAGCCAGAAAUAGAAAUCAAAACUACCUGGUUCCCAGUCCUGUACUUCGAAUUCUAGACCACACUGCCUUUUCUACAGAAAAAUCUGCUGAUAUUGAAAUUUGUGAUGAAGAGUGUGACUCACCUGAGUCAGUCAACCAACAGACUCAAGAGGAAAAUCCUAUAGAAGUUCACACUGCUGAAGAUGUUCCAAUUGCUGCAGAAGUACAUGCAAUUUCUGAAGAUUAUGAUAUAGAGACAGAAAACAAUUCCUCAGAAAGUCUUCAAGACCAAACUGAUGAGGAGCCACCAGCUAAACUUUGCAAAAUUCUUGACAAGAGCCAAGCUCUGAAUGUGACUGCCCAACAGAAGUGGCCUUUACUGAGAGCCAAUAGCAGUGGUCUCUAUAAGUGUGAACUUUGUGAGUUCAACAGCAAAUAUUUUUCUGAUUUAAAGCAGCAUAUGAUCCUGAAGCAUAAGCGUACUGAUUCAAAUGUGUGUCGAGUAUGCAAGGAAAGUUUCUCUACCAACAUGCUUUUGAUCGAACAUGCCAAACUGCAUGAAGAGGAUCCCUACAUUUGUAAAUACUGUGAUUAUAAAACAGUGAUUUUUGAGAACCUCAGCCAGCACAUUGCAGACACCCAUUUUAGUGACCACCUCUAUUGGUGUGAGCAGUGCGAUGUACAGUUCUCCUCAAGCAGUGAACUCUACCUACAUUUCCAGGAGCACAGCUGUGAUGAACAGUACUUGUGUCAGUUUUGUGAACAUGAAACAAAUGAUCCAGAAGACUUGCAUAGCCAUGUGGUAAAUGAACAUGCAUGUAAAUUAAUUGAGUUGAGUGAUAAGUAUAACAAUGGAGAACAUGGACAGUACAGCCUCUUAAGCAAAAUUACCUUUGACAAAUGUAAAAACUUCUUUGUGUGUCAAGUAUGUGGUUUUCGGAGUAGACUUCAUACAAAUGUUAACAGGCAUGUUGCUAUUGAACAUACUAAAAUUUUUCCUCAUGUUUGUGAUGACUGUGGGAAAGGCUUUUCAAGUAUGCUAGAAUAUUGCAAACAUUUAAAUUCACAUUUAUCUGAAGGGAUUUAUUUAUGUCAAUACUGUGAAUAUUCAACAGGACAAAUUGAAGAUCUUAAAAUCCAUCUAGAUUUCAAGCAUUCAGCUGACUUACCUCAUAAAUGUAGUGACUGCUUGAUGAGGUUUGGAAAUGAAAGGGAAUUAAUAAGUCACCUUCCAGUCCAUGAGACGACUUGAUUAUUUUCUUUACCUGCCAUAAUGUUAAUGUAAAAUAAUAAAUUUGACUUUUUUGGA
Molecule: messenger RNA, 1980 nt
Organism: Mustela erminea (ermine)
Lineage: Eukaryota; Metazoa; Chordata; Mammalia; Carnivora; Mustelidae
Gene: ZNF639
Product: zinc finger protein 639
Exons: 7
Coding region: 406-1923 (505 amino acids)
Biological process (GO): regulation of transcription by RNA polymerase II
Cellular component (GO): nucleus
Molecular function (GO): DNA-binding transcription factor activity, RNA polymerase II-specific; RNA polymerase II transcription regulatory region sequence-specific DNA binding
Source: RefSeq, a predicted model, not a curated record